Molecule: messenger RNA, 1170 nt
Organism: Didymodactylos carnosus
Lineage: Eukaryota; Metazoa; Rotifera; Eurotatoria; Philodinida; Philodinidae
Source: the annotation of a GenBank genome assembly
UUCUAAUAUUUCUUCCCCAAAUCAAAAAAAAAACCCUUCUGCACGUGGGCGCCCGCGGGGGGGCCGGUGGGGGGGCCAGACCCCCCUCCUGCCACACAGAGGCCUCCAACUUCAAGAAGGUUUUUUUUAUUCAUUGAGGGAAGAAAUAUUAGAAAAAUAAAACUUUACACGAUGUGCUACAGCGUGAUUUCUCCUGCUAAACAGAAAAGUUCUAUAAUUCUGGAAGAGAGAGUGAUAGAAGUGUGAAACUUUCGGGGUGUAUAAGGAACCAUUAAGACUACCACCAAAAACAAUUUCAGCUCUCUAUGAGUUUCCUGGACGGAGUUGAAUAUGAUUUUUUAUGCUAGUUUUCGUUACGAAAAUUAGAAAACUGGAAGUAACUCUCAAAGGAAGCCGUUGGCCGAAAUUCUUUUAGGCUUUUACCUAUUCGAGGUCCCCUAUCGCACGAUGUAUGAACAAACCUGAGCAACACAUCUGGGAAUAUGUCCUCGUAAGGAGUGAAUCCUAUUUUAGUACUAGUAUUGAUUUCUUCUAAUAAUUUUCUUUGAUCUAGCUCGACAACAUCAACCAGCAGCACCAGCACGUAAGCUUCCAUGGAGUGAAUUUCACGUCAUUCAAAAUGUCAUUCACAAUCUCAACUAUGUUAAAGGACGACGACCACAGCCACAACAUCGACCACUGCAACAUAGGCGGAAAAAAUCGGCCAAACGCGAAGACGUAAAUCCUAAUUACAGACAACAGUAUAUCAAAGACGGUGACGAUAAUAGUGAACUAUGGCCAACAUCAACACAAGACUCGAUACUAUCAGGUUCUUUAUCACCAUCUAGACUUACUUUCCUGUCAAAUUUUGUUUCCCCAAAUGAUAAUUAUUCUACUAUUCAUGGCAAUAGUUCUGCUCAGUCUAAAGUAUCACCUCAAUCAAAAACACCAAGUUUUCUAUCUCCCUCAUCAAUUAGCCUAAACUAUGAUAAUCAAAUCACUAAUGGGAAAAGAUCACCACUCCAGCUAUCAGAAACAAGUAUGUCGCCAACACCAGAGUACUAUCAUCAUGCUUAUCGUCAAAGUUCAAGAUUACCGAGUGCUCAUUUCAAUGGCUCGAUAUUAUCUCGUGCGUAUUCAGAGCAAUUAAGAGUGGGUAAACAGGAUAUGAAUAGGAAAAUGGCAUGGUAA